UGCAGGGGCAGCGCAUACACUACAAUGGCUGCUGGAAAGAGGCGUAAGGAAACAAUUUCCAGGCCCGCCGCGUCCAGCCCGAAAUAUGAGAAAAAAAUUAUUAGAAAUUCCGCGGGCGGUGUAAAGGCGGCGGACGGGCCGGAGGGAGGAUGUUAAAGCCCCGCGGUUGCCUCUUGGUGCUGCAUUGGCCGUAUUUGGCACCCAGAAUGCUUCAUUCUGUGAUGGUCUAUUAAUAAGGUUACCUUGUAGAGUUUGGAGCAGGGCCUCAGAUUGGCCAAAAUGGGAAGGACUGGAUUCCGCUCUCUUCCACGAAGAGUCAAUGGGACUGGCUAAGAUCAAGGUCUGAGGCUUUUUCCAUCUGUCAUCAGUCCCUUUUUGCUUUCUUUUACGACCACAUGAAACUUGAGAAGCCACCUAAAGCUAAAUCAUUUAGUGGAGUUGGGCAGUUCCCAAGUGUCCAACAAGAAGGCCUGCUUUAGGCUGCGAUGGCCACUGUCAUUCCUGGUGAUUUGUCAGAAGUAAGAGAUACCCAGAAAGUCCCUUCAGGGAAACGUAAGCGUGGUGAAACCAAACCAAGAAAAAACUUUCCUUGCCAACUGUGUGACAAGGCCUUUAACAGUGUUGAGAAAUUAAAGGUUCACUCCUACUCUCACACAGGAGAGAGGCCCUACAAGUGCAUACAACAAGACUGCACCAAGGCCUUUGUUUCUAAGUACAAAUUACAAAGGCACAUGGCUACCCAUUCUCCUGAGAAAACCCACAAGUGUAAUUAUUGUGAGAAAAUGUUUCACCGGAAAGAUCACCUGAAGAAUCACCUCCAUACGCAUGACCCCAACAAAGAGACGUUUAAGUGUGAAGAGUGUGGCAAGAACUACAACACCAAGCUCGGCUUCAAGCGUCACCUGGCCUUGCAUGCCGCAACGAGCGGCGACCUCACCUGCAAGGUCUGCCUGCAGACUUUCGAGAGCACGGGAGUGCUGCUGGAGCACCUUAAAUCACACGCCGGCAAGUCGUCCGGCGGGGUGAAAGAGAAAAAGCACCAGUGCGAGCAUUGCGAUCGCCGCUUCUACACCCGGAAGGAUGUCCGGAGACACAUGGUGGUGCACACGGGAAGGAAGGACUUCCUCUGUCAGUAUUGUGCACAGAGAUUUGGGCGGAAGGAUCACCUGACUCGACACAUGAAAAAGAGUCACAAUCAAGAACUUCUGAAGGUCAAAACCGAACCGGUGGACUUUCUGGAUCCAUUCACCUGCAACGUUUCUGUGCCUAUAAAAGAUGAGCUCCUCCCGGUGAUGUCCUUACCUUCCAGCGAACUGUUGUCAAAGCCAUUCACAAACACUCUGCAGUUAAACCUCUAUAACACUCCGUUUCAGUCCAUGCAGAGCUCGGGACCUGCCCACCAAAUGAUCACGACUUUACCUUUGGGAAUGACGUGCCCAAUAGAGAUGGACGCUGUCCAUCCUUCUCACCACCUUUCUUUCAAAUACCCAUUCAGUUCUACCUCAUACGCCAUUUCUAUUCCUGAAAAAGAACAGCCACUAAAGGGGGAGAUUGAGAGUUAUCUGAUGGAGCUGCAAGGUGGCGGGCCUUCCUCAUCCCAGGAUUCCCAAGCAUCAUCAUCUAAACUAGGGUUGGAUCCUCAGGUCGGGUCCCUGGAUGAUGGUGCAGGGGACCUCUCCCUGUCAAAAAGCUCUAUUUCUAUCAGUGACCCCCUAAAUACGCCUGCCUUGGAUUUUUCCCAGUUGUUUAAUUUCAUACCCCUCAAUGGCCCUCCCUAUAAUCCUAUCUCAGUGGGGAGCCUCGGAAUGAGCUAUUCCCAAGAGGAAGCACAUUCUUCUGUGUCUCAGCUGCCCCCGCAGACACAGGAUCUUCAGGAUCCUGCAAACACUCUAGGUCUCGGCUCCCUGCACUCCCUGUCAGCAGCGUUCACCAGUAGUUUCAGCACGAGCACCACACUGCCACGUUUCCAUCAAGCUUUUCAGUAGGAGUCCCAGACGUGGACUGAUCACAGAAACCUAUGUGUAGCCCUGCCUUAGAGGACCAUUUUUAUUUUAGUGCCUACUUUAAAACCGCAUAAAAACUUCUGCUUUUGUACAGUAUCAAUUUUCAUUAAGCCAGUAUGAAAUAGAAACAAGCUUUAUAAAUGAGCUUUGGAACCGUUUGCGUUCAGUUAUGUUUACCUGGUAUUUUGUCCACACUCACUGCCAAUUGUCAUAUUUUAAGAUGCUUUUUCCUCUAGGAAAGCCAUUAUUAGCAGUAAAGUCUUAUGAGUCCCACAUUCAAAUUGCUUUGAGAUCUUAAAAUUUUCAGUUCUGUUCAAUAACAGUGGCUCUAGCUUUUGACAUUUGUCUCAUUAAAGAUGUUUGCCACAGAAUGUACAUUUUCUAAAAUGUAUAUGAAUAACCUGAGAGUUUUUACAUUUUUACUACUCUCUAAAUGGAUUCAUAAGCAAAUGUUUUCAGAUGAAUUCAGAAUCCAGUUUGGGGAGAUAAUAGAUGUUUCUUAGAUAUACCAUAAUUUCUGGUCAGUAUAUUUUGAAGACUUUGCUGUUGUCUGGCUCAAAUAUUUGCCGUCUAUAUUAUGCACAUACAAGGAAAACAAAACCUAAACACAAAGCACCAGUAUUUAUAGCAAAAAAGAGACUCCUGGUGAGGUGACACGCAUUCCAUGUUACUCCGUAGUUGGCCUUAAACUUGUAUGCAGGAUAUUUUGCCACAUUGCAAAGUCGCUCUUUCCAGUUUAAUAGUGCUCAUUGUGUUACAGCAUCCGAGUCUUCAGAGUCAGUGUAUGGCUAGAUCUCUUUAAUCAUUUCCGCCUUUCAUGGCCAAAGGGUGGGUCAGGUGCAGCCAGCAAUUCUGUUUUAGUUGUCAGUCCACAGUCCAGAAUCGAAAGCCAUUGUGGAACCACAGAUGUCAGGGGUGUUUAUCCCAGAGUGGACUGUCUUUUCUUCUGUGGCGUGAUAGUCUCCUAAGAAGAUAGAUGUGAACACUUGGUUCAGCUUGGGAACUUGUCUAGGGACCCUGUCCCUUGUUGCCAGGGUUGGAAACUAGACUCUUGAGUAAAGGAAAAGCAUAUUGCUCACAUCACUUCUUGCUGAAUUUAAUACAGUUUUCUUUCCCAUAAGAGCCAAAAGCAGAAAACAAAACAACAGCCCUACCCCCAUGGUAUCUUUCUUAUUCAGUGUUGAUUUAUCUUUCCUUGCUAUUUUCAGAUGGAGACUUUAAAAUUAAAUGCAUUAGAAAGCUAUUUGAGGAAUGACCACAGUUUUAAGCAACUAAAAAUAUAUACAGUAAAACCCCACUUUUACACGUCUCUGGGAAAUUGGGGGAGAGUUGCAAAUCCGUUAAAUUUGUAGAGUGGGGAGAAAACUAAAGCAGAACAAGCACUGUCUUAGGUAAUGUGAAAGUAACAAUCAAGAAUAUUGUGUUCACUGAAUAAAGUAGUUACUGUGGGCUUUCCUCAUAUUAGACAACCACCAUAACCUUUUUGAAGGUCAAAUUAUGCUUUUCUAAAUAUUGGUUGGGACAUCAGCCUACGAAACAUAUCUAUUAAGCACUUGUUAACACCUUAUUUUGGGACCCUGUCUUUUGGGGUGGGUAUGAAGGGGAAGGUUUAUAAAAGAGUAUAUAUCUCUUAAAAAAAAAAAAAAGAAAAAGAAAAAUAUUUGAGCACUCAUUAGCCCUAUACGGAAGCUUCUUUUUUCAUUUGUAGGGCCAAUUAUCACUGCAGAUUGUGAUGUUUACCAAGAAUUUCUAAAAAUGAGUGCAGAUUACUGAAUAUAAUACAUUAUUUAAAAUAUUUGGGAGUAGUAUAAUUUGUGGAGAAAUGUAAAUUGUAAUAAUGUAAAUGGGGGUUUCACUAUAUAUAUUAUACACACACACACACACAUACAUAUAUCGCACUUCAUAGAAUCAGAGUUGCUCUCUUAAGGGAGCUUUGGCUCCUGAUAUUUUAUCAUGCUCCUAUUUUUUUUUUUUUUUAUUCUUGGAGCAGUAGUUUUUAUACUUAUGUAUUUAAAUUUUAUUAUAAAAAUACAUUUUAUUAAAAAAAGUGUGUUCC
Lutra lutra (Eurasian river otter) is the source of this 4059-nucleotide messenger RNA. It is a transcript of the gene PLAG1, whose product is annotated as PLAG1 zinc finger. The transcript has 5 exons. Lineage: Eukaryota; Metazoa; Chordata; Mammalia; Carnivora; Mustelidae. The record is from RefSeq and is a predicted model, not a curated record. Bases 486 to 1985 code for a protein of 499 amino acids.